Messenger RNA from Opisthocomus hoazin, 1392 nucleotides. The record is from RefSeq and is a predicted model, not a curated record. NCBI's taxonomy places the organism in Eukaryota, Metazoa, Chordata, Aves, Opisthocomiformes, Opisthocomidae.
AUGCGACAGUCCCCAGCUCCAAAGCGCUGGGGCUCUCCCCGACCAGCGGUGCAGUGCACCAGCUCCCUCCGGCCGGACCCCUUGCUGUGGCUCGUGGCCUGGGGGACUGAGACCUUCCUGGCAUCAGAAGAGUUCCACCGGGAAGCGUCCUCCUCCUCCUCCUGUCCGAAAGCCGUUCGGCGUAGAGCUGCAUCCCUGCCCGUGUUUGAGGUGAGCGAAAUUCGUUCCUCCCUGGGGCUGCUCCCGCCUCCAUCCGCUGCCACCCUGGCGCUGCGCUGCAUGGACGGCGUUUUCCUCUCGCCCGACGAGGAUGAGUUCGUGGGCAGGAUCGCGGAGGAGCUGGAGCAGUUCAUGCUGCAGGGGCAGCACCGCAGGCCUCCAUCCGCUGCCACCCUGGCGCUGCGCUGCAUGGACGGCGUUUUCCUCUCGCCCGACGAGGAUGAGUUCGUGGGCAGGAUCGCGGAGGAGCUGGAGCAGUUCAUGCUGCAGGGACAGCACCGCAGAGUGCUGCUGUUCCCCCCCCUGUCCAGUCGCCUCAGGUACCUGAUCCAUCGGACCGUGGACAACGUGGAUUUGCUGAGCAGCUUCUCCGUGGGAGAAGGAUGGAGGAGGAGGACGGUCAUCUGUCACUCGGCCGUGAGGAUCAAGAGGCCGCCCUGGAAGAAACCAGAUAAAGCCCUGUACGUCCCCAAGGCGAUGCGCAAGAGGGCAGAAUGGGGGGAGCGGGAGAGCCCGGUGGCGGCUGGCACCGAGUCAGGUGGGGUUGUGGCCCAGGAAGGAGAGAUCUGCCCCAAAGCUUCAGUAGCGAAAGCCUGUGCCGACAGCGAGCUGAAGACCAAACCAGCCGGGAUGCCGGUGCAGCGGAGUGCAGCGAAAACUCCUCCCUGUCAGAAAGUCGCAGCGAUUGUGGGUUAUCUCACCGUGAAGGACAUCAGCAUCGAGAAGAUCAGCUUUGAUUAUUCCAGCUACGGAGACGCACAGCUCAGCGAGGGGGAUUUUGGCCACGUAACUGAAAUCUAUGACUUCCCACCGUCGCUGAAAACGGAGAAUCUGUUGGAAGUGUUCUCGGAUUUCCAUGAGAGUGGCUUCAAAAUCCAGUGGGUCGAUGACACGCACGCCCUGGGAAUCUUCUCCAGCCUGUCCUCAGCAUCUCAAGCCCUGGGGCGACGUUACCCUUGUUUAAAGAUCCGACCCUUGAUCCACGCAACAAAGCAGUCGAAGACCAAGGCACUGCAGCGACCAAAGCUCCUUCACCUCGCGAAAGAAAGACCCCAGACCGACACCGCCGUGGCGAAGAGGCUGGUGACGCGGGCUUUGGGUUUGAAGCACAAGCAGCAGGACGUCUCGGGCGCCGAACUGCUCCUGCCCGAGAGCUUGGACCAGGAGGAAUAA